Vanessa atalanta (red admiral) is the source of this 962-nucleotide messenger RNA. Its product is annotated as myophilin. Gene Ontology annotation, molecular function: actin binding. NCBI's taxonomy places the organism in Eukaryota, Metazoa, Arthropoda, Insecta, Lepidoptera, Nymphalidae. Gene Ontology annotation, biological process: actomyosin structure organization. The transcript is spliced from 4 exons. The record is from RefSeq and is a predicted model, not a curated record. The coding region runs from base 117 to 626 and encodes 169 amino acids.
CCGCCCCCGCGGACGCUGACCGGCUUUGGGCGGGCGGCUUCGAAGCCAGUCCACAUUUUGAUACGGAUCAGGAUACUCGUUUCAUUAGUGUUCAUUAAAUUGCACAUCUUAUCAAGAUGCCCGCUAGAAACAAGGAACAAGAGGAGGAAGUUCUGGUCUGGAUCUACACCGUACUUGGGGAGCCCCGUCCGAAGGGGGAAUAUGAGGACAUCCUCAAGGAUGGCACUGUGCUGUGCAAACUAAUUAACAAAUUAGCUCCUGGAUCAGUCAAAAAGAUUCAAGAGAGAGGGACCAAUUUCCAGCUCAUGGAAAACAUCCAAAGGUUCCAGGCAGCUGUUAAAAAGUACGGCGUUCCAGAAGAGGAAAUUUUCCAGACGGCUGAUCUAUUUGAGAGGCGUAACAUUCCUCAAGUCACCUUAUGCUUGUAUUCACUUGGCAGAAUUACUCAGAAACACCCAGAAUACAAUGGUCCGCAGCUAGGACCUAAGAUGGCGGAAAAGAAUGAACGAACCUUCACGGAAGAACAGCUUAGAGCGCACAACGCUGAACUCAAUCUCCAGAUGGGUUAUAAUAAGGGCGCUUCUCAGUCCGGCCAUGGUGGAUUUGGCAACACCCGCCAUAUGUAAUUACCUAACUAAUAACAUAUCAUCACCACGUCAAAUAUUUAAGACCAGCGCCGACUUAUUCGGUAAAUCAGUAUUUUUUCAAAACUUUAGCUAAUUUUAUCUUUAAACUUCUCAGGGUAAAGUUUCUUGUUUUUCCUAUGUUGUUCGAUGAAUGUUUGUUAUUUUUUUUUUUAGUUAUUUUUUUUGUUAUUUUGAUUGCACUUUCAAGCAAUGAAUUUAAUAAAGGGGAAAUGCAAUAUUUUUUUUCUAAAAAACUAUUUGAGCUAAGACCUUUUUACCUGACUAAUCUAAUUUUGUACAUAUUUUAUAUUAUUUAAUAAAAAACGUUUUGUAUAA